Messenger RNA from Dromiciops gliroides (monito del monte), 948 nucleotides. Its product is annotated as ras-related protein Rab-25-like. The transcript has a single exon. Gene Ontology annotation, biological process: exocytosis. Gene Ontology annotation, cellular component: recycling endosome. Lineage: Eukaryota; Metazoa; Chordata; Mammalia; Microbiotheria; Microbiotheriidae. Gene Ontology annotation, molecular function: GTPase activity; GTP binding. The record is from RefSeq and is a predicted model, not a curated record.
CAUGAGGGACCAAGAUGGGAAACAGAGCAGAAGAGGAUUAUAACUUUGUCUUCAAGGUGGUGCUAAUAGGGGAAUCUGGAGUGGGGAAGACCAACCUGUUGUCAAGAUUCACACGAAAUGAGUUCAACCAUGACAGUCGGACAACCAUUGGGGUGGAAUUCUCUACUUGAGCUAUGCUGCUAGGAACAGCUGCUGUCAAAGCCCAAAUCUGGGACACGGCUGGGCUGGAGCGAUACCGUGCCAUCACUUCAGCAUAUUACAGAGGGGCAGUUGGGGCCCUACUGGUAUUUGACCUAACCAAACAUCAGACUUAUGCUGUGGUAGAGCGCUGGCUGAAGGAGCUAUAUGACCAUGCAGAGGCCACCAUUGUUGUCAUGCUGGUGGGCAAUAAGAGUGACCUGAGCCACACAAGAGAGGUGCCCACUGAUGAGGCUCGAAUGUUUGCUGAAAAUAAUGGACUCCUGUUUAUUGAAACUUCAGCUUUUGACUCUACUAAUGUCGUCCUCAAAGAGAUUUUCAGCAAGGUGUCCAAGCAGCAGCAGAACAGUGCCCGUGCCAAUGCUGUCACCCUGGGCAGUGCCCAAACUGGGCAAGAGCUGGGGUCUCAGGAGAAGAAGGCUUGCUGUAUCAGCCUCUGAAGCCAGCUGGUGAUCUGAGUAUCUUGGCCUGAAGCCUCUCCUGUUUGACCUGAAUUUCUUAUCAUUCUCCCUCCAUGAGUCUCAGCCCUAGACGAUGACCCCUUCAGUUGCACCCUCACUAAGAAGAGGGAGAGGGAGGGACGCAAAUGUCUAAAAAGCCAUUCCUAGUUGGCUUUGGGGAUCUGUGACUGAUCACUUUCUUAGUGUUAGGGGAGUUUCUAUAACCUGAUUCCACACCCCUUCCCUGUCACUCCUCUACACAAGAUUAAUUAGCUUCUGGGAUAUUUCUGUGCCCUUUGAGAAGGUCACC